AAACGAGGUCGUUUCAGAUCGUCUUCAACCUCGCCACACUUUGGUCUAAAACAUUUUCGCCUCCCAUCUCCAUCCGUCAUCGUCCUCUCUCGGAGAUUAUUAUACUCAGGUAUUCCUCAAUGGUUCGUGGCUCAUCACUCCACGCUUUGUUCGUCCCAAAGCCUCAACGGACCAAAUCAAAACUCGCCACGUCCCUCGCACGUGCCAUCAACUCCUCAGACCAAUUCGAGCCUUCUUCACUCUCAUCACUCCAUCCACCUGAAUCAGCCCUCUCCCUCUCCACAACCACAGUUCUACAAACCCUACGUCUCAUCAAACCCCCUUCCCACGCUCUCCGCUUCUUCGACUGGCUCCCGACCGUCGGCUUCUCCCACAACCCCCACUCCUUCUUCCUCAUGCUCCACCUCCUCUCCCGAUCUCGCAACCUCAACGCCGCUCGCAACUUCCUCUUCUCAAUCGAGAAACGCUCCAACGGCUCCGUCAAGCUCCACCCUCGCUUCUUCAACACCCUCAUCACAUCCUACGCAGACGCCGGCCUCCUCCACGAGUCCAUAAACCUCUUCCACACCAUGAAGAAGAUGGGCGUCUCUCCUUCGGCUAUCACCUUCAACACUCUCCUCUCCAUCCUCCUCAAACGCGGUAAAACCGGUUUGGCGCUCGAUCUCUUCCACGAGAUGCGUGGCACCUACGGCGUCAAACCGGACUCCUACACUUAUAACAUCUUGAUCAACGGGUUCUGUAAGAACUCCAUGGUCUCUGAAGCGUUUAGAGUUUUCAAAGACAUGGAGUGUGUUCCUGACCUUGUUACUUACAACACUAUUAUUGAUGGGUUAUGCAGAGCUGGUAAAGUCACCACAGCGCAUAACGUGUUGAACGGGAUGUUGAAGAAAGAGGUGUCUCCCAACGUUGUUACUUACACAACUCUGGUGAGAGGGUACUGUAUGAAGCAUGAGGUUGAUAAAGCCUUGGCUCUGUUUCGUGAGUUGGUUGCUACCAGAGGAGGGGUGAAACCGAACGCUGUGACUUUCAACACUCUGGUCAAAGGCCUCUCCGAGGCUCGGAGGUUCGAUGACAUCAAGGAGGUUCUGAGAUGUAGCAGUUUUGCUCCGGACGCUUGUACUUUUAAUGUUCUGAUCAAAGCUCACUGCGAUGGUGGAGAUUUGGAUGCGGCGUUGGAGGUGUUUAGAGAGAUGCUGCCGCGUCCUGACUCGGCUUCGUAUAGUGUUUUGAUCCGGGCUCUGUGUCUGAGACGGGAGUUUGGUAGAGCGGAGAGGCUGUUCGAGGAGUUGUUUGAGAAGGAAGUGUUGUUGGAGAAAGAUGGAUCAAAGCCUCUUGCUGCAGCUUAUAACCCCAUGUUUGAGUACUUAUGUGCGAAUGGGAAAACGAAACGAGCUGAGGGAGUUUUCAGGCAGCUGAUGAAGAUAGGAGCGCAGGAUCCGGUUUCUUACAGGACUUUGAUCAUGGGACACUGCAGAGAAGGUGAGUUCAAAGGUGCUUACGAGCUGUUGGUUCUGAUGCUGAGGAGGGAGUUUGUGCCUGAUUUCGAAACCUAUGAGUUGCUGACUGAUGGGCUGUUGAAGACAGGUGAAGCUGUGCUCGCUCACGAUACCUUGCAGAGAAUGCUGAGGAGCUCUUAUCUUCCCGUUGCAGCCACUUUUCAUCGUGUGCUCGGAGAGCUUGUCAAAGGAGGUUUUGCUAGCGAGUGCUUUGAGUUGGUGAGGAUAAUGCUGGAGAAAGGGAUAAGACAGAGCGUUGAUCUUUCGACUGAUGCUGUCAGGUUGCUUUUCAGCAGUGGUCAGAAGGAUAAGGCGUUUCUGAUUGUUAGGUUGAUUUAUGAGAACGGUUAUUUGGUUAAGAUGGAGGAGUUGAUUGAUUUCUUAUGCGAGAAGAGGAAACUAGUUGAUUCAGCACACAGGCUUGUGGUGUUUUGUCUGGAGAAGAAUCAGAUGAUAGAUGUCAGCAGAUGCAACAGAGUCAUAGAAGAACUGUGUAAGCAUAAGAGACACUCUGAAGCGUUUGGUUUGUAUAAUGAGUUGGUGGAAAUAGGAAAAAACCACCAAGAGCUUAGCUGCCAUGUAGUUUUGAGAAACGCCUUAGAGGCUGCUGGAAAGUUGGAAGAAGUUCGGUUUUUGUCAAAGAGGAUGGCUAUGUCAGAUGAUUGCUAUGGACUAAAACAAAGGAUAUCAUCUUGAAACUUGGAGCAAUUAUGUAUUAAAGAGUUUUUUGGCAGCCUUCUUUGUGUUGUUCUAUUCAAGUCCUACAAUCUACAAAAUAUCCAGUUAUCUGCUGCCAUUUUACUUAUUAGAUCCAGUGAUGAAACACAGGUCACCUCCUGGAUCAGUGACAUGAGAACUUAGUGCCUGACCAGGUCCUGUCUGAGAGUAUACUUCAACAGUUACAAACAGGAUCUGACUCCAUGAAAUACGGAAUAGGAGAAGCGUAAGCAACUAUAUCUUCAGCUUCUCAUCGUUUUUCUCCAUGGCUUUUUAAUGUAAAGCAGAAACAUAUGAUGGUGUAUUAUUGUCAUAUAUUCAAAGAUGUAUGUUUCGGUUAUCAAAAGAUUGACAUGCUAAUAGCUUUAUAAUACGAUAAAUCAAAGCAUUAAGAACAUC
This is a messenger RNA of Raphanus sativus (radish), 2612 nucleotides long. RefSeq names its product pentatricopeptide repeat-containing protein At1g02060, chloroplastic. The coding region runs from base 120 to 2192 and encodes 690 amino acids. The record is from RefSeq and is a predicted model, not a curated record. NCBI's taxonomy places the organism in Eukaryota, Viridiplantae, Streptophyta, Magnoliopsida, Brassicales, Brassicaceae. The transcript is spliced from 3 exons. Gene Ontology annotation, molecular function: protein binding.